AUGGAAGAAUUUAUCUGCGAACCCCCCUUUGUAGUCCGGUACGGAGAAUUUUUCCGCGAUUCUUCCGGCCGCAACACCAGCCGGUGCCUGCACAAUGAGAGGGAAUGUGAACUGCCUUUGGUCGAUCUCGGAGGUCUGAGUAGCGACGACGAGCGGGAGAGGCAGACCUGCGUCGCGGCCAUGGCGGAAGCUUCGUCGGCGUGGGGCUUCUUUCAGGUUGUGAACCACGGGAUCAGCCGAGAGCUCCUCGAGGAGAUGAGGAGGGAACAGAAGAGCCUGUUUGAGAUGCCCUUCGAGAGGAAGUCCAGCUGCUGCAAGCUCCUCAACGGGUCUUACCGGUGGGGAACGCCGACCGCCACGCGCGCCAGCCAGCUCAACUGGUCUGAGGCCUUCCACAUCCCUCUUGCCAACAUCUGCGAGGGGAACGAGGACCCCUCCAAUGGAGACGAGGAAGAAUUCACCUCGCUAAGGUAACAACACCACCCCUUCCCUCUCUCACUGCUUCACUCCGUUCUUCCCAUUUCAAGGUCGGGCUUUCUGGUGUGCUCCACCAGGUGCAAUGGCCAUGAAUAAUAUCCGUCUUGACAUGCAGAGAGAUUCUUCCACCUUGUCAGGGAGGCAAUGGAGAGGUUCGCCGGUGCCAUCUCCGAGCUCGCCGCGACGAUCGCCGGUGUCCUCGCCGGCAACCUGGGCCACCGGGGGAAGCUCCCGGCGGAGAGCUGCAGCAAGGCGUCGUGCUUCCUCCGCCUCAACCGCUACCCGAGGUGCCCUUUCUCGCAGGAGGCCUUUGGGCUGGUGCCGCACACAGACAGCGAUUUCAUCACCGUCCUCCAUCAAGACCAGGUCGGUGGGUUACAGCUGAUGAAGGAUUCCAACUGGGUUGCCGUCAGACCGAACCCCGACGCUCUCAUCGUCAACAUCGGAGACCUUUUCCAGGUGAGCCCCGCCGCGCGGCAACGCGCCACUCGUCUCCGUAGCUCAUUUUUCCACAGUCACAGCUGGCUCCACCGCAGAUUCGUCCGCCGUUGACAUCGGGGGCCUCCUCACAUGGGGACACCCGAUACGAAGUGGACUGAUACCAUGAAUACUUUUUACACGCAAUCGCCGGUCACUGUUCUAUAAAUCUUCAUAAUUGUGUAUACAAACCGUAGUUCGAAAUGUAUGAUUUCACCGUUUGUAUCGCGUGAAUUUCUCCUCUUGAGAUGAAUAUAUGUCAUAUUUUCGCAAAACUCUAGUGAAUUUUUCAAGGGAGCAGCACGUCCUCGAGUCGAACCCGCUCACACAGAAAAGUCAACUUCCCCAGUUAACGAGAUGCUAAUGUGGCCAACAAUCGUUACCUUGGUCCCCAAAAAAAUUGUUAUAAUUCACCCCCUCAAAAAGUUUUUUUCUCCUGUAAUUGAAAACCCCAGGAAGAUGCGCUCUGCGCGGCAGACAACCCUCAUAGUUUACUAAAGGAAGGUUGAUGCACCAAGUAUGUCAACUCUUGCGGCGGAUCAUGCUCAUCCGGAGCCCAACUUUUGGGGAAAGAGGGGCCGCUUUCCGGCGGAGUUGGCCGCCAGCGGGACCCUUCUGCUUCUUCGCCGUCAUCAUCUUCUUCUUCUCCUUCUGACGGGAGCUUUUCCUUGGGCUUGUCGGCAGGCGUGGAGCAACGACGUGUACAAGAGCGUAGAGCACCGGGUCCUCGCCUGCAGCGAGAAGGAGAGGUACUCCGUCGCCUACUUCAUGUGCCCCUCAUUCGAUUCGGUCAUCGGCUCCUGCAGCGAGCCCUCCCCCUACCGGAAGUUCACUUUCGGCGAGUACCGCCGCCAGGUGCAAGAGGACGUCAACGCCACCGGCCAGAAAAUCGGCCUCCCCAGAUUCCUCCGCUAG
Molecule: messenger RNA, 1869 nt
Organism: Spirodela intermedia
Lineage: Eukaryota; Viridiplantae; Streptophyta; Magnoliopsida; Alismatales; Araceae
Source: the annotation of a GenBank genome assembly